CUUACAAUAAAUACUACACUUCCAGUCUUGUCCACGUGCAUUUGUUUUGAAACUUCUAUAUGAAUUCUUGUUGAGAUGGGAAAGGUUUCAAACAAGGAUAAGAAAAAUAGAAUAAAGAAUAAGAAGCCUAAAACAAAAGACAAACAGGCAAGAUUUGUGGAUGUACAAGAUGCUGAACUACUUUCUAAAGACCAACUUAAAAAAAUAAAGCAAAACAGAACAUGUGCCACACGAGUAUCAGGAAAACGAAAACACAAAUUGCUGAAGAGGAUCAGACACCAACAGAAAGAAAAGAUCAGAAUGGACAUUGAUGCAGACAUCCCUCAAAAGAAGCAAACUUCAAAAGAGAACCAGUCAAACAACAAAAUGGAAACAGAUUCUUGAUGUUUGAUAGACAAAUAGACAGUAACCAUGGGAACAAGAAUUAUCACUGUGAUAUGUGGAAGAAAGUGGAUAGUGUACAUGUAUUUCUUAAAGAAAUAUUAAAAAAUUAUCACAAUGGAAAA
Mytilus californianus (California mussel) is the source of this 506-nucleotide messenger RNA. RefSeq lists its product as uncharacterized. The transcript has 4 exons. The record is from RefSeq and is a predicted model, not a curated record. Lineage: Eukaryota; Metazoa; Mollusca; Bivalvia; Mytilida; Mytilidae. Bases 76 to 384 code for a protein of 102 amino acids.